Cavia porcellus (domestic guinea pig) is the source of this 1424-nucleotide messenger RNA. RefSeq names its product annexin A3 (gene Anxa3). Gene Ontology annotation, molecular function: calcium-dependent phospholipid binding; phospholipase inhibitor activity; calcium ion binding. Gene Ontology annotation, cellular component: cytoplasm. The transcript is spliced from 13 exons. The coding region runs from base 143 to 1114 and encodes 323 amino acids. Lineage: Eukaryota; Metazoa; Chordata; Mammalia; Rodentia; Caviidae. The record is from RefSeq and is a predicted model, not a curated record.
CGGAUUGAGGCCUGCGCUGGGGCGGGGCAGGGCGGGGCGCGGCGCGAGCGGAGCAGCUAGCAGCUGCGCGGGGCAGGCGCGUCCCCUCUGCCUUGCUCGCCCAGGUCAGUGUCAUUUCGGCUGAAGGAAAAGGAAAGAUACCAUGGCUUCGAUCUGGGUUGGACACCGAGGGACAAUAAAAGAUUAUCCAGGCUUUAGCCCAUCUGUGGAUGCCGAAGCAAUCCGUAAGGCAAUCAGAGGAAUUGGAACCAAUGAGGAUUCGCUCAUCAACAUUCUGACUGAGAGGUCGAAUGCACAGCGGCAGCUGAUUGUGAAGGAGUAUCUAACGGCCUACGAGAAGGAGCUGAAAGAUGACUUGAAAGGUGAUCUCUCUGGCCACUUUAAACAUCUCAUGGUGGGUCUUGUGACUCCCCCAGCAGUGUUUGACGCAAAGCAGCUGAAGAAGUCCAUGAAGGGCACUGGAACAGAUGAAGAUGCGUUAAUUGAAAUUUUAACCACCAGGACAAGCAGGCAAAUGAAGGAAGUGUCACAAGCCUAUUACACAAUUUAUAAGAAGAGUCUUGGAGAUGCCAUUAGUUCUGAAACAUCUGGUGACUUCCGGAAAGCUCUAUUGACUUUGGCAGAUGGCAGAAGAGAUGAAAGUCUGAAGGUUGAUGAACAUCUGGCCAAAAAAGAUGCUCAGAUUCUCUAUAAUGCUGGCGAGAACAAAUGGGGCACAGAUGAAGAUAAAUUCACCGAGAUCCUAUGCUUAAGGAGCUUUCCACAACUGAAACUAACAUUUGAUGAAUACAAGAAUAUUAGCCAGAAAGACAUUGAGGACAGCAUUAAAGGAGAAUUAUCUGGGCAUUUUGAAGACUUGCUGCUGGCCAUAGUUCGCUGUGUGAGGAGCAUCCCUGCCUUUCUAGCUGAAAGACUGCACUGCUCUUUGAAGGGCGCUGGAACUGAUGAGUUUACUUUGAACCGAAUAAUGAUUUCCAGAUCAGAAAUUGACCUUUUGGACAUUCGCUACGAGUUCAAGAAGCACUAUGGCUAUUCCCUAUAUUCAGCCAUUAAAUCUGAUACUUCUGGAGACUAUGAGAACACGCUGUUAAAGAUCUGCGGGGGAGACGACUGAGUCAGGAUCACCCCUCAGCUCCCUGCUCCCACAAAGGUCUUUUCCAACACCUCUGCCUCCUUCUUUCCUAUUUAAGCUCCAAGCAAAUGUAAACCAGCAACUUCCUUGCCUCACAGUAAUUGUCUUUGCUGCCCAGCAACAACAAAAACACAAAUAAUUAUUUUACAGCAACUCACUCAUGAUGUAAUAGAUUAUGAAUGAAGUUUCAAAUGUUAUUUAGAAUUUGCAAAUAUUUCUGUUUCAGAAAUGACAAUGUAAAUCAUUAAAUAUAAAGCAAGGUAAUAAAAAUUGUUGCUUUCAUUACAUAUAA